This is a messenger RNA of Solanum verrucosum, 929 nucleotides long. Its product is annotated as chlorophyll a-b binding protein 5, chloroplastic. The transcript is spliced from 2 exons. The coding region runs from base 77 to 874 and encodes 265 amino acids. NCBI's taxonomy places the organism in Eukaryota, Viridiplantae, Streptophyta, Magnoliopsida, Solanales, Solanaceae. The record is from RefSeq and is a predicted model, not a curated record. Gene Ontology annotation, cellular component: plastoglobule; chloroplast thylakoid membrane; chloroplast envelope. Gene Ontology annotation, biological process: photosynthesis, light harvesting in photosystem I; response to light stimulus.
AUUUAAUAUAUAUAGUACAUUUCUUCAUAUUGCAAAAUUAGCAUCAUCUCAAAGAAGAGAAAAAAGAGAGGAUAAAAUGGCUACUUCUGCAAUUCAACAAUCUGCAUUUGCUGGCCAAACAGCACUUAAGUCACAAAAUGAAUUUAUUAGGAAAAUUGGUAGCUUCGAAGGUGGACGUGUCACCAUGAGACGUACUGUCAAAAGUGCACCACAAAGCAUAUGGUAUGGAGAAGACAGGCCAAAGUACUUGGGACCAUUUUCUGAGCAAACACCAUCAUACUUGACUGGUGAGUUCCCUGGUGACUACGGAUGGGACACUGCUGGACUCUCAGCUGACCCUGAGACAUUUGCUAGGAACCGUGAGCUUGAGGUGAUCCAUUGUCGUUGGGCCAUGCUUGGUGCUUUGGGAUGUGUUUUCCCUGAAAUUUUGUCUAAGAAUGGUGUUACAUUCGGUGAAGCUGUUUGGUUCAAGGCUGGAUCUCAAAUUUUCUCCGAAGGCGGUCUUGACUACCUUGGUAACCCAAACCUUAUCCAUGCUCAGAGCAUUCUUGCCAUUUGGGCAUCCCAAGUUGUGUUAAUGGGCUUUGUGGAAGGAUACAGAGUUGGUGGAGGCCCAUUAGGUGAAGGCCUCGACAAGAUCUACCCGGGGGGUGCCUUUGACCCUCUUGGCCUUGCUGAUGAUCCCGAGGCAUUUGCUGAGUUGAAGGUCAAGGAAAUCAAGAAUGGACGAUUGGCUAUGUUCUCGAUGUUUGGUUUCUUUGUUCAAGCUAUUGUUACUGGAAAGGGUCCAAUUGAGAACCUUUCCGACCACAUUGCUGAUCCAGUUGCCAACAAUGCUUGGGCUUACGCCACAAACUUUGUACCCGGAAAAUGAAUUUAGUACUCUCUUAUCUGUAAAAAUUGUGGGGCUACUGCAUGUCUUUUAUGUA